Messenger RNA from Aureobasidium vineae, 3630 nucleotides. The record is from the annotation of a GenBank genome assembly. NCBI's taxonomy places the organism in Eukaryota, Fungi, Ascomycota, Dothideomycetes, Dothideales, Saccotheciaceae.
AUGGCCAACGACGACCAGGCCACGGACGAAUCGUCCAUCAAGCCUGUGUCGUCGCUGCGCUCGCGCUUCGAGAACAUGACCACCGCUCGUCCGCAGCCACAGUCCACCGCGUCUCCCAACCUACGUAGAUCUCUCGAUCUCCCGCGACCGCUCCUGUGCCCAGAUGCUGCGACUGACAACACCNCCCAAGGACUGAAGAAAGCGAAGCCUCCUCCGCCUAGACCGCGUCCCGUGUCGACAGCAUACCCUCUAACUCCUCGUCACUCUCCUCCUUCUGUCAGCGUCCAAUCGCCAGCGUCUCCGCCCAGGAGGCUUGAUGUCCGCGUUACCAAUGCGACUCCUUCAAAGUCUCCUCCCACCUCAACCUUGUCUACUCCAGGAUCUGCGAAUGCUUCUCCUGCGGGCUCGAUCCGUCAUUUCCGCUCUCCGAGUCGAGUGACCACACCUGCGCUAGAGGCUCGUAUGUCGGCUUUCCUGCAAGCCUCGCAGUCUUCUGAAACAUUGCCCGAGAGUCGACUUCAGUCAAAUGGUGAACAGAGACCCAAAAGCCCCAACUUUGGAUGCCCUCCUCCUGUGAAUCGCGCCGGUAAANCCGAAAAUCGGUGGACUAUCGUCUCAAGUACAGACAGUCUAGCGCCUGUGAUACCAAACAAGACCGGAAACAGUCAAAUUUCUCCUUUUGGCACUCCUCCAAGCAGUUCAGAAAGUACUCCCUACGCUGAACAUGUCGCCCCUUCCAUCCCCCUCGAAUCGAAACCUAGGAAUUCAUCUACCUCCCAUGGCUAUUUCGCUGGUGUAGUGGCUCCCCGAGCUGUCCCAGUACAAUCUCGAAAUCCUUCUCCCAAGGCCCUUAGCCGCUCAUACGACUCUUUCUCUUCCCACCCUUCUCGCCUCCAGAUGAUACCUCAAAGAGCAGCGAUCCCGGUAAAUGAUGGAGCCAGCGAAGAAGAUACGCCAGUACUACCUCCUCGUCCUGAGCGUGAACUGCAUUCUGGACGCACAAGUCCUACCCGCUUCAACGGCAGAAUUCCUGCUCGCCAAUCGCUUGAUCUCCCGCGCCGUACGAGUGCCGUUGCUGCUAAUACGGACAGUAAUAUGAUGCCACCUCCGCGUCGCGCACAACCACCUCCACUGCAAACAUCCGCCUCCGCUCUUUCCCAGGGUUUUGACAGGAGACAUUCUGUCACGCCUGCUGCCACUCCCUCCGGCAGCAAGCCUCCGCCUCCUGCCAUCCCUGCGCCUCGUCGCUCGGUUGAUACUCGUCGCGAAGACUUUAGAAGCAUUCCAUCCACUCCUUUGUUGACACAUCACGCCGACGACGUUGAGGACCCUCCUGUCCAAUACCCUGGAGGUAAUCCUCAGGACUUUCCGGAUGCAUCACAAGCAAACAGACGCCCUCCACGGUUUGGGACCCGUCCUCGAGAGAUUCACACAGGUUAUGAUACUCGCACUUUUGCAGUUUGUGGAGAUUUGGUGUGCACGACAGGCUACAUUACGCGUGUGUGGAGUCUGCGCACUGGCGAGUCAUGUUUGACCCUAUCUCAUGGUGAUAAUGUCAAAGUGACUGCACUAGCCUUUGCGCCAACAGCAAAUGCAGAGAACGAAGGCCGACGACUUUGGCUUGGUACGAAUAUCGGUGAAAUUCAUGAGGUCGACAUUCCUAGUCAAUCCAUUGUUCAUACCAAGUCUAAUGCGCAUCCUCGGCGAGAAGUCAUCAAAAUCUUCCGCCAUGCUUCCGAACUAUGGUCUUUGGAUGAUGAAGGCAAGUUCAAUGUUUGGUCACCUGGCUCCGCAGGUAUGCCUAGCCUGGAUACUGUGCCGACGAGUUUUAGGGCUGUUCGUGGCCACUCGUGUUCAGUUAUUGUUGGCGGUCACCUCUGGAUUGCUGCGGGCAAAGAGAUCAGGGUCUUCAAACCCAGUGCACCUACAGAAGCCGCUUUCAAUGUUUUACAAAAGCCCCUGAUGGCAGAAGGCGCAGGUGAUAUCACUGCGGGAGCUAUGAUACCCAGCAAACCAGACUUGGUCUACUUUGGACAUGCUGACGGCAAGGUUUCGGUCUACCAACAUCGUGAUUUCAGAUGCAUUGGUGUCUUUAGCAUCAGUCCUUACAAGAUUAGCUCUCUAGCAGGAGCCGGGGAUUAUCUCUGGGCUGGCUACACUGCGGGCACUAUCUUCGUGUACGACACUUCCACGACACCUUGGCGGGUCAUGAAAGACUGGGUAGCCCACGACAAUCCCAUCUGUAGUAUCCUCACAGAUGCGCAAAGUAUCUGGAAGAUGGACAACCGCCUACAAGUUGUGAGUCUUGGCCUCGACAAUGCCAUCAGGAUAUGGGAUGGUAUGCUUCGUGAGGACUGGCUCGAGACCAAGAUGCAGCAGAACGACAAUGAAUUCUGCUCGUUUGAGGAGAUCACUGCUGGAGUUCUCACAUGGAAUGCUGGUGCUGUCAAGCCCAAUCAUCUCAAAGGUAGUGAGAAAGACGCUGCCUUUNUCAGAGACUACUUUUCUUCGAACACUCCCCCAGAUAUUCUUGUGUUUGGCUUUCAAGAACUGGUGGACUUGGAGAACAAGAAAGUCACAGCUAGUACAGNNAGCUUUUUCAAGAGUAGAAAAAAGGAUCCUACAGAACAAGAGCACAUGUCGCAUCAGUACAGAGCCUGGCGGGACCAUCUUACUAGAUGUAUUGAAGACCACAUGCCGGCCAACCAAGGGUACGCUCUCCUACACACGUCAAGCAUGGUCGGUCUUUUCAGCUGUGUGUUUGUCAAGACAUCGCUCCGAGGCCGUAUCAAGCAAGUGCACACAGCAGAAGUCAAGCGAGGAAUGGGCGGUCUGCAUGGAAAUAAGGUAAGUCACAAACGUCAUCAUAGUUUUACGAAUCCUGAUGGUCAUCACAGGNGUGCGUUGAUUGUCCGCAUGAUUCUGGACGACAGUUCAGUGUGUCUGGUGAACUGCCAUCUUGCUGCAGGCCAGACUCAAACACUCCACCGCAACAACGAUAUUGCUGCCAUCCUCGAGGCCGAGUGUCUUCCUGUAGCAGCGGUUAGUAACAUGGCCGGUACUUUUGUAGGAGGUGGCGAUGGCAGCAUGAUCCUGGAUCAUGAGAUUUGCAUUCUCAACGGAGACCUCAACUAUCGCAUCGAUGCGAUGCCGCGAGACACUGUCGUUCGCGCCGUGAACGACAGAAACUUGGCAAAGUUGCUUGAACGCGAUCAGCUCUUGCUAUCACGCAGAAAGAACCCAGCGUUUAGACUGCGCGUUUUCCAGGAAAUGCCCAUCACAUUCGCACCAACUUACAAGUACAACGUAGGCACUGAUGACUAUGAUACCAGCGAGAAGAAGCGAGCUCCAGCAUGGUGCGACAGAGUACUGUACAGAGGCAUGGGCAGGAUCAAGUGCGAGGACUACAGACGAUGGGAGGUCAGAGUCAGCGAUCACAGACCAGUCAGCGCACGACUGAAAAUCCGCAUCAAAAAGGCCGAUGAACAACGGCGAGCAGCGGCAUGGAGCCGUCGCGAAAAGGAGUUUGAAAAGUACAGUGACCGCAUCGCUGGCGAGGCCAAGCUGGACUACCUGACAAACAUCCUGGGAUUACCCCGAAAAGAAGCUUUGAACUUGCUGAAGGGAUAA